Messenger RNA from Miscanthus lutarioriparius, 1341 nucleotides. NCBI's taxonomy places the organism in Eukaryota, Viridiplantae, Streptophyta, Magnoliopsida, Poales, Poaceae. The record is from the annotation of a GenBank genome assembly.
AUGGAGGAUUGUAGGAGGUAUUCAAAUGCCGUUGUAAACAAUGACUUUGAUGUGGAUUACUUUGAGAUGUACUCUGUUGAUCCCUCAGUCUGGAUUCAGUGCUCGCGCAUGCAAUUCCUUGGCCCUACCAAACGUUGGAUCCAAUCAGUUACUGACAAACUGAAAACCAUGACCUGGUCUGAAUUUUGUCAAGCCUUGCAUACCUGCUUUGAUCGCGAUCAACAUGAAUUUCUCCUUCGCAAGAUGAACUGCAUUUGCCAAACUUCCUCUGUGCAAGAUUAUGCUGAUCACUUUUCUGAACUUGUUGACCAGCUCACAGCCUAUGAUUCCUCCACCAAUGCCCUGCAUUACAUCACUCGCUUCUUAGAUGGGCUCAAUGCAAAUAUUCAUGCUGUUCUUCUCGUUCAGCGCCUCGAUUCUCUUGAUAUUGCGUACACUUUGGCAUUGUUGCAGGAGGAAGCGGGGGAGCCAUUCAGGAAACAUGAGUUCAGACCAUGGAAUCAGAAGGGAGGCUAUCAACAACCUCCCAGACAAGACCAUGUCCAAGCUGCUGCCGCUGACAAGAAUGUAUUGCUUCAGAAGCCAAUGGACAAGAAGCUUGCUGAUCUCAAGGCUUUCCGCCGCGCCCGUGGAUUGUGUGAUCAUUAUGGGGACAAAUGGAAUCAUGAACACAAAUGUGCAGCUCAAGUGGGCCUCAGUGUGCUAGAUGAACUAUAUGCACUUUUCACUGAUGAAGUCACUGAAGACUGUCCGACAACAGAAGAAGAGCCGGAUGAUGAUGCAGCACAGAUUUGCUAUUGCUUAUCAGCUGAUAAUGUAGCAGGCUCUGGGCCCAAGGUUGACUGGCGACAAAGAUGGCUGAGAAUUCCUUAUAAUGGUGUUACUGUCCGUCUACAUGGUAUUGUUCCAACACCUUCGGACAAUGCCGAUGAGUUACUAGUUCAGAUUUUCAGUAUGACUGCCACUUCUUCAGCCCAGAGUUCUGAUCUACCUCCGGCUGUCAGUCAACUGCUGUUGGAAUUUCCUGAGGUCGUCUCACCACCUACGAAGCUCCCACCCAAGCGUGACUGUGACCACACCAUUCCUCUCAUUGAAGGGGCAUGGCCCGUGAAUGUACGGCCCUACAGAUACCCCCCAGCCCUCAAGGAUGAGAUCGAGGCACAAGUCGAUGCCAUGCUUCAGCAAGGCCUUAUUCAGCCAAGCACUUCUCCGUUUAAUUCUCCAGUGUUGCUGAAAAACACACUGUUCCUCUGGACAUCUGACCACGCCAAGGCAUUUGAGUCUCUGAAACACAGUCUCAGUUCAGCUCCAAUAUUGGCUCUACCUGAUUUCUCUCAGUAG